AUGACGGUGCCAACAACUGCUUCCAUAUUGUUUCCGGGAGACGAGGAUAACAUGUUUCAUCACCAAUCGUCCAGAAUCAGCGAAAAACAAACCAUCGACUCUCACAUACCCUCAAACACUACAGAUGCACCUAGCACUUCCCAUACGCGAUGGUGGAAAGACGGUGGCUUGAGAAGUCUGAACCUCCGGCUGCUCGCCGUCUUCAUUAGCCCGUUGAUGAUUGGAUAUGAUGGUACCCUCAUGGGCUCUUUGUUGACCAUGCCACACUAUCUCGGCCUGAGCCCUGAGAGCAGCAGCCUCAUCGGGCUGAUGGGCGCUGGCUACUCGUUCGGAGCCAUGAUCGCAUUCCCGGCUGUGAGCUGGGCUCUGGACACCUUUGGAAGGAGAGUUGUGAUCGUGGUAGGGGACCUUAUCAUCAUCGGCGCUGUGCUGGGGCAGAUCUUCUGCUACGACGCACGGCUAUACGUGCUCACUCGGUUCGUUCUUGGCAUGGGCUCUAUGCUCGUCACUGCCAGCUGCCCCGUCCUCCUCACCGAGCUCGCCCACCCGCGCCAGAGGAGCUUCCUGGUCAGCGGAUACGGGUCUCUGUUCUUUGUUGGGUCUCUCGUCGUGGCCUGGGUCUCUUUCGGGACCCUACAUAUUCCCACGCAGUGGAGCUGGCGAAUCCCGACAUUGUUGCAGAUACUCCCGCCCGCAGCCCAGCUCCCGUUGAUCUUCCUCUUGCCGGAAUCCCCGAGGUGGCUCGUCUCGCACAACCGUCACAGCGAGGCCAAAGACAUCCUGGUGCGGUUCCACGCCGACGGGAAGCCGUACGACGAGGUGGUGCUGACCCAGUACACCAAAAUCCGCCAAGCGAUCGAGCUCGACGUGCAGGGUCAAGUUACGCGAUGGACCACAUGGUUCCGCGGGCCCGGGAACCGCCGGAGACUGCUGCUCGUCAUCUUUUCCACCAUUUUCGGAUCGUGGAGCGGAGGCGGCAUCAUCACGGUCUACAUUUCCGUCGCCCUGCGACAGGUCGGCAUCACGGCCCCCGCGCAGCAGGCCGGCAUCAACGGCGGGUUGCAGGUCUUCAACCUGUGCGCUGCGCUCUUGGGAGCCAGCCUCGUCGACAAGAUCGGCCGCCGCAUCCUCUUCGUGUCCUCGAGCGUCAUCAUGCUCUUCGCCAUGGUCGGCUUCACCGUGGCCACGGAGCAGUUCACCCAAUCGCCGCAAGUGGCAUCCAGCAGAGCCCUAGUGGCGAUGGUUUUCCUGUUCCAAUUCGGAUACGACAUAGGAUACGCCCCGCUGACGCCCAUGUACAUCGCCGAGAUAUGCCCCUACCACCUCCGGGCCAAGGCCAUGGCAAUGCACUACCUCCUCAUGUAUGCUUUCAGCGCCGCCGGCCAUUAUGCUAACCCGGUGGCCUUGCACAGCAUGGGCUGGAGGUAUUACAUAGUCUACGUCGGCAUCCUGGCUUUUGAGGUUUUGUUCACCUAUUUCCUGUUCCCGGAGACCAAGGGAUACACGAUUGAGGAAAUCUCUAGCAUCUUUGACAAACCAGAGCCUACGUCGUUGGAAGAUUCACAGUAA
Messenger RNA from Colletotrichum destructivum, 1569 nucleotides. RefSeq names its product Putative major facilitator, sugar transporter, major facilitator superfamily. Gene Ontology annotation, molecular function: carbohydrate:proton symporter activity. NCBI's taxonomy places the organism in Eukaryota, Fungi, Ascomycota, Sordariomycetes, Glomerellales, Glomerellaceae. Gene Ontology annotation, cellular component: membrane. The transcript is spliced from 5 exons. The record is from RefSeq and is a predicted model, not a curated record. The coding region runs from base 1 to 1569 and encodes 522 amino acids. Gene Ontology annotation, biological process: transmembrane transport; carbohydrate transport.